AUGGAAUUCAAUAUCAAUAAAAGAAAAGCUUUGGUUGCUCCAGGUUCAGUGUGGGAAACCAGAAUGAAGAAUGAUCAAGUUAAAGGUGGAAUCAAAGUCUUCAAAGAAGAAGAACAAAAUGCUGUUCCUUCUAGAGUUAAAAGAACCUCAAUUGUGCCCAGAAAAACUUGGACUCCAGUUCAAAAGAAUUCAGAGGAACAACAGAGAAGCCCAAUUCAAUCAAGAAAGCUAAGAUCUGAUACACACAAGGUUGGUGAAGCAGGGCAAUUCAGGAAGAUCAAAUCAGAUCCGAUCAAGAAGAAUUCAACUUCUACUGAUUCAAUUCAAUUGAGUAAGUCCAAAUCUGAAUUGGAUCAAGUUCAAGAAAACGAGGUUGAUGAAUUGGAUAAUGGUGGUGGUGAUGAGUCUGAAAAGAUUGAAGCUGAGAAAAAACAAGAGAAUGUUGAAAAUUGUGAAGAGAAAGAGAUGUCACCUGAAAAUUUGGUUCGUGUUGGUAAUGCCGAGGAGAUUGAGAUCGAAACGGAGAGCUUUGAUGUCAAGGAAAUUACUAUUCCAGAAAAGGAUAAGGUUGUUGUCGUGAAUGAAGAAGAACCAGAACCAGAACCAGAAAAGGAUAAGAUUGUUGUGAAUGAACCAGAACCAGAACCAAAACCAAAACCAGAAACAAAAAAGGUUGUCAAUGCCAACAUGCGAUUUCAUCACAAAAAUGAAACAAGACCAAUUUCUGUACCUCUUGUAGUCAAGCAAUCGGCUUCAAUCAGAAGGAAUUCAACAAUUUACCGAAAUUCGAGUUCAGUUCCAAAGGAGAAAGAACACAGCAGUUUUCCACAAACUCAAAGCAAGUUGCAGAGUCUAGUGGAUUUGAUAAUGUGGAAAGAUAUUUCAAGAUCAACUUUUGUGUUUGGGAUUGGAACAUUCAUUAUAGUCUCAUCUUCUUAUGCAAAGGAUCUUAAUUUGAGUGUCAUUUCUGCAAUGUCCUAUGUAGGUCUUGUCUAUCUUGCAGUUAUCUUUCUGUAUAGAUCCCUAAUUUGCAGGGGAGUCAUAGAUGUACAAGAUUCAGAUUAUGUAGUAGGAGAAAAAGAUGCAAUUUGGAUGCUGCAGUUGGUCCUACCUUAUUUGAAUGAAUUCCUGUCCAAACUCAAAGCACUUUUCUCUGGAGAUCCUGGUACCACAAUGAAGUUGGCAAUUUUGCUGUUUGUUUUGGCUAGAUGUGGCAGUUUCAUAACUAUUUGGAAAAUGGCCAAAUUCGGAUUCUUUGGAGUUUUUAUAGUACCAAAGAUCUGUUCUUCGUAUUCAGCACAGUUAACUGCAUAUGGAAAUUUUUGGAUUCGUCGAUUUCGGGAUGCAUGGGAUUCAUGCACUCACAAGAAAGCCGUGGCUCUUGGCAUCUUCGGUCUUGUAUGGAAUCUGUCAUCGGUUGUUGCUCGCAUUUGGGCAGUGUUUGUGUUAUUUGUGGCAUUCAGAUACUAUCAACAACACUAUAUGGUGAGGGAUGAAUGUGUGGAAGAUGAAAUAGAAUGUGAGGAAACAUGGGAACAAGCCAAUAAACUAAAGAAAGGAUUCUAG
Messenger RNA from Lathyrus sativus (Indian pea), 1566 nucleotides. Lineage: Eukaryota; Viridiplantae; Streptophyta; Magnoliopsida; Fabales; Fabaceae. The record is from the annotation of a GenBank genome assembly.